Messenger RNA from Propithecus coquereli (Coquerel's sifaka), 2374 nucleotides. RefSeq names its product ankyrin repeat domain 55 (gene ANKRD55). Gene Ontology annotation, molecular function: protein binding. NCBI's taxonomy places the organism in Eukaryota, Metazoa, Chordata, Mammalia, Primates, Indriidae. The record is from RefSeq and is a predicted model, not a curated record. The transcript has 10 exons.
AUGAUGAGACAGGCAACCAUGGAUUUCAGCACCCCAUCUGUGUUUGAUCAGCAAAGAGGUGACUCAUCUGAGGAAGUCGACCUGACCAUGGUUUAUCAGGCAGCAUCUAAUGGAGAUGUCAAUGCUCUGACCACGGUGAUUCGGGAAGACCCUUCCAUCCUAGAAUGCUGUGACAGUGAAGGAUGUACGCCCUUGAUGCAUGCGGUUUCUGGACGGCAAGUGGACACAGUGAAGCUGCUGCUGAAGAUGGGAGCCAAUAUCAACAUGCAGGACGCUUACGGCCGCACGAGUUUAUGCCUGGCCACCUACCUGGGUUGGCUCGAAGGCUGUGUGAGUCUACUCAGAAAUGGUGCCAAGCACAAUAUCCCAGAUAAAAAUGGCCGUCUGCCACUGCAUGCUGCCACUGCCGAGCCCGACGUGAGGCUCCUGACAGUCCUGUUGCAACAGUCGAGCCUCAGUGAGAUUAAUCACCAGGACAGUGAGGGAAUGACACCGCUCCACUGGGCGGCUUUCCACAACCAGCCUCAACACGCCCAGGUGCUGUUGAAGAAGGGAGCAGACCCCACCCUUGUGGAUAAAGACUGUAAAACGGCUCUCCACUGGGCAGUCCAGAGUGGAAAUAGAAUUCUGUGUUCCGUCAUUCUGAGCCAUCACCAGGGGCCGUCCAUAAUCAACCAUGACGAUGAGAGUGGGAAGACGUGUGUGCACAUCGCCGCAGCAGCGGGUUUCAGCGACAUCAUUAACGAACUGGCAAGAGUUCCCGAGUGUAACCUACAGGCUCUGGAUGUGGAUGACAGGUAUCCGGGGCAGCUCAGAAAGUGCUGGGAACUACCAGGUGUUGUGAGUUCUUGCACAUCACCUUUGACUUGAGAGGGCUUUGGGGCGUCUCUGAAGGAUCUCAGGCAACCUGAUUAAGCAGACAGAACAGGGGGGCAAUAUUUUGGUGAGUGAUGUUGUCUCCACUUCCUAUCCUCACACACCACCCUUGUUCUUUUACGUUCCCAUAGAGCACAGCCUGCUCGACCCCUUCCCUCCCAGAACAGUAGACCCCAGAAGAAGGAGGGACGGUUCAGUGUGCUCAACCAAAUCUUCUGCAAAAACAAGAAAGAAGAGCAAAGAUCCCAUCAGAAGGAUCACAGCUGGGACCAACACAGGGGGGACGACACCUCGGAAGUUGAUGACAUCAUCACCACCUUUGACAGCAUCAUGGGUACCAACUGCCAAGAACAGCCUGGUGACCAGGUGGCUAUGGUUGAAUUUAAGAAGAGGACCUCAGAGAAUUCAAAAUAUCUCUUGCCAGAAAAGAAACCUCUGGCCCGUAAGGGGCUUCCACCAAUCAGAACACAGAGUCUCCCACCCAUCACCCUGGGCAAUAAUUUCCUGACAGCCUCCCACGGGGCCACUUCCCACGCAGGCCUGAGCUCUGGUCCUCACCAUACCGCACAGAAAUCUCAGAAAAGCCGAAGUGAGCAGGAUUUAUUAAAUAACAGAACUGGCUGCCAGGUGUUGCUAGAGAACCCCUGGAGAAGUGAUCCUAAUCAGGUGUUCUCCUACAAAUCUUGGACUGUGUCUUCUUCUGAUAAGCUGCUAGACAGGUUGCUCACUGGCCGGCCUGGUCACCAGGAGGUCUUGGUGCCACCACAUCUUCCUCAUCUACAUAAUCCAUCAUCAGGACAAAAUUUUCAUCAUCUCUCCCCAAACAGACCCAAAAUCAGGGAUCUUCCUUUCACUCGGAACAACCUAGCUCCCCUACCAGACCAAAAAUUUCUCUCUGGAGAACCUCUACGGACAAACAGAGUGCUUCCUGCUAUUCCAAGCCAGCGGGGACACAGCACACCUGCUGACAAGAGUGAGCACUCCGGCAGCCCCACCAAGGGUGAAAAGUGACUGUGGCCACUAACCGCAAGAAAUAGAGAUUAUAUAUAUUUUCAGCUCUCAAGGGAUGAGAUGACUCUAGUUCGUAAGAACAAAGACUUUAGUAAGCUGCAUUCUAUAAGCCAUUCAGUUUUAUAACUCAAAAUUCUUUAUUUCCAAUAAUGGUACUUCCUAAAUAAGCCCUUAGAAUCUUUGAGUGUGCAUAUAUUGUAAGUCUGUGACUUUCUGUGACCUGUACAUGCCAAAAUUAAAAGACAAAAUAUGUUAGCAGGGAAAUUUAGCUGUGUUUGGUUUGCUCUGUGGUGUUUUUGCUGCUUUUUGUUGUUGUUUGGUUGUUUUUUUGCUGAAUGAUUUUAUGUUUUGAAAAAAUAUGUAUGCUUUGCUGAAUAAAAAACAAAAAAGCACAUUUCUCAGACAUGUUCUUCACAUUUAUUGUAAUUCUACCUUGGACUAAUGAAACUUAAUUAACAUUAAAGUAAUAAUGCCUAUAAUCAGUCAC